GCGGGGGAGGGGAGCAUGUCUCCGCAAGGCAUGACUCGAAAUGCGCAGUCAGCGACGGAAAAGCUUUCGAGCAACAUCGCUCUCGCAUUUGGCCUUGACUUCGGGGGAAACACGACGAUGCGAACCUUCGUCAGCUUUUUAGUGGCACUCAGCCUGAUUGCACUUAUGCCACGGUGCCAGGGUCAAGGCGUGCAGGACCUCCUCCCUGCCUUAGUAGAAAGGAUCGUUGGGUUGUGGCACUCGGAUGAGGUGGAGUUCAUGGGGCACAGCUGCAGGUACAGCCAGCGCCCUUCCUUCUAUAGGUGGGAGCUGUACUUCAACGGCAGAAUGUGGUGUCCAGGGUGGGCCCCCUUCACUGGCCGAUCCCGGACCCGCAGCCCCUCCGGCGCCAUAGAGCACGCGACGAGAGACUUCGUGCAGAAGGCGCUGCAGCGAGGUCUCAUCUCGGAGGAAGACGCCAGGAUUUGGCUUGAGCACUGAACCCUUUGGGCGAAAUUCAUUCCCAUUUCUCUUGAGACGAGUAAGGCAGAAGGGAUAUUUGUAGCUUAUAGAUAAUAAAAUAAUAUUACAUUGC
Messenger RNA from Penaeus indicus, 574 nucleotides. Its product is annotated as anti-lipopolysaccharide factor-like. NCBI's taxonomy places the organism in Eukaryota, Metazoa, Arthropoda, Malacostraca, Decapoda, Penaeidae. The coding region runs from base 16 to 480 and encodes 154 amino acids. The transcript has 3 exons. The record is from RefSeq and is a predicted model, not a curated record.